CAAUCCUGUAAUUAUGGUGAAAAUUGUCUAAAAUAAUCAUACAUCUAGCCAUAAAUAUCCCCAGAUGUAAAACGUCUUUCAAGGGAUUGAAUAGCUGUCUUCAUUUUCUCCUCACUCAAAAUCGCGAACCCUAGCCUCCAUCACUCUUGAACUCAAACUUGCUCAUCUUCCUCUCACGCUCAUCACUCUCACUCGAACCCUCACGUUCCCUUUCAGUACUGAAUCAAGGCUCACGAACCCUAACUCACCGAAAUGCAAAUUACACGAAUUGAACCUCUCUUUCGUCACGAAUUGAAGCUCUCUCGUUUCCUCUCCCUCUGACUGAAACGCAAACAGCGUGAAAGUUCCACUUUCUUUAACUAUAUAAAAGAGUCAUGAGAUGAAAUAUAAUCUAAGGGUCAAACAAGUGGUUCGGAUAAGCAAGGAAUCCACGGUGUUCUUCGAAUGCAGUCCUCACAACUUGACAAACAGAAACCCAUUUAUCAGUGCCUUCAAGUUUUUGUCGCUGAGACUGUGUCUGAGAUAAUUUGGAUUCUGACACAUCCAGAUGCAAAGACUUACCGUGCUAGGGUCCUGGAGAACUAUGAGCAGUUCUGCACCAUCUUUUGCCAUUUUAAUGAGCCUUUGCAUCGUAAUGACUCCGAGCCUUGUAAUGAGCCUUUGGAGUUUGAAAGUGUCUGUCCAGUUAACUAUGAUAGCAAUCUUAAAGAUAUAAUGAAGCAUAUGAGGUGGACAAGUGAUAUGGACAGCUGUUUAAGUGAAAUUCUCGUUCAAAAAAUUAAACUGGUAACAGAAGCAUAUUUGACCACAAACUAAAACCUGCUGCAUUGGAAGCUGAUGUGCUGGCUAUUAAUGAAAAGUUUAAGCUUUAUAUGUUGAAAACAUGGAAGAAACAAUAUGAUAUUCUGUCUUUGGGAACUUUAAGGUUUAAGCAUAAAAAAAGUGUGGAAAAUAUGGAGGGAAAAGGAAGGUAGAGGAUCCUUGUCCUGUGGAAUAACCAAGGCUGCUAAUUUGUUUCUAUUGUUUCUGUCCUUAAAUUGUUAUCAUUAAGAUCAAACAUUUAACUUAUAUGAAUGAAUGUCUUUUAUUUUGUAUAAUUGUGGUUUCUUCCAUUAUCCCUGACCUUUUAAUAGUUAAAACUCAGUUUGAUUACAUUGUUUUGACCAUUUCUUUACCAUUAUUUCUGUUCUUAACAUUCUAGUAUUUUUUAUACUUAUAUCUCAUUACAAGGUGACUGAGGCUCUUGCACAUGCAGGCCUUGAGUCUUCCAAUCUUAUUCUUGGAAUUGAUUUCACCAAGAGCAAUUAGUGGACAGGUUAGGCCAUAUUUAUAUAUUUAUAGUUUUCUAAGAUAAGAUUUAAAUUUAUGCAUUAUACUGUUGUGAAAUAUAUACUCAGCUUGAUGUUGCAUUCAGGAAAGCAUUCAUUUAAUAGAAAAAGCUUGCAUCACAUUGGGAAUGGUCUGAAUCCCAAGGAACAGGCAAUAUCCUUCCUGCUCAUAAGAUUGAGUUAAGCCUAAAAACAAAUGACUUGACCUUUUGGUCAAUUAAAAAGGUGUAAGUUGAUAUCUUGCACCUUCUAAAAUCCAUCUAUUUUCUCCCAUCAUUACCCUUGUUUUAUGUUUGCUGUUUUGUCCUUGAAUUAUUGCUUAAUUACAACAGUAGUUCCCAAGAAGAUUUAAUAAUGGGGAAUAUUUAGUAGGUUUAUCUGAUGUUGCUUUUGCAUCAACCAAUCCAAGGCGCGGUAACGAAGGUAAUACUCAAGGUUUUAUCCGUUUGUCCAAAAGGAUAAUCACAAUUGCUGCUCACCCUAUGUACGACACUAUUGUAGCUGGAGCUGAGAUAUGCAGUGUUUUUGAUGUAAGAUGCAAAUUACUAAGCAAAUUUUAUUGAAAGAAAAGACUUCCAUGGAAAAGAGACAGACAGUGGAAUGGUUAGAUCUUCCCACCGAGUUGUGGACAAUGAUAGCCAAACAUCUCAUUAUAGACAACACUUCAUUUGAAGAAGUUUUCCGGUUUCGCAGUAUUUGUAAGACAUGGCGCUCCGCUCACCCUCUCCCGCAACACACACCAUUUGCUCCGCAAGUUCGCAUUCCUCUUAGGAGGCGUCGAAAAUAUUUCCUCCUCCAAACCACCAUGUACCGUCUCCAGCCAUUAUUAAAUGAUGACGAUGCACCUUCAAAAGGGUGGCUUAUAAUGCUCGGAAAGUCAGAAUCCGUGCCACUUCGUCUCUUAAAUCCUUUCACCUGCACCCCUGUCUCAGACAACCCUCAAGCAUCGGAGGACACUUUGCAAAGGGUGGUAAAUUUCAUGAACUUUAAGGUUGUGAAGUUGCUUGAAGCCUUCAAUUGCAAUACCAAUAGUUUUCUUAAACAGGUAUUGUUCCCUAGUACUUUGCCUGUGGAGGGUCGUAUGGUGGGCGCUCUAUCUAAGGAUGAUUAUAAUAAUUUGUGGGUUCGCAAGAUUGGAGAUAAGAAAUGGACCAACAUAAAAUGGAGUGAUUAUGAAGGUUUUCAUGAUAUAAUCAUCCAUAAGGGGCAACUUUAUGUUAUAGAUUGUCUAGGAACAAUUUUUUGGAUGAAUCAUUUGUCCACGGAGUUGGUACAGUUUACACAACCAUUGUGCUCGUCGUAUAAAGGCAAAAAGAAGAAAAUGGUGGAGUUUCGUGGAAGACUCUACGUGGUUGUGAUGCUUAUGAAUACAAACCAUAGCUCUUGGAAAUUGGAAGCUGAUAUUAAAGUAUACACGGUCAAUGAAGAAUGGGGUCAUUGGGAAGUUGUGAAAAACUUGGGGAAUGUUGCAUUUGUUUUGGGUAGACACUCUAAUUUCUCAUUGUCAGCUCAAGAUUACCAUGGAAUUGAAGGGAAUUGCAUCUACUUUUCCGACUUCCUUGAUAUAUUCAAGGUUUACCGUUUCAGCUUAAAAGAUUCCAUGUUAACUAUUUCUAAACCUUUCUGGCCUUGUUCCGAUUUGUUCAAAAAGACCUAAUAUACGAUUUAGAACCCUAAUUUUUAUAUGUGAAUCAUAACUAUGUUUGAUCAUUGAGAAAAUUUUAUUCGGUUAUAUUUGCUUUUAUGCAAUUGAUCUGGGUUGUUAACAAUUUUCCGGCGAUUAUGAUGGGGCUUGUGCGAUUAAAGUAUAUAUGGGGUUUUAUGCUAUUGCUACAAUUUUCUAUUGUUUGAUGUGUGGAUAUAUAUGGUGCAGUACCAAUGAAGUCGGUUUAAUACAAUUAUAUUUUUUU
Messenger RNA from Trifolium pratense (red clover), 3238 nucleotides. RefSeq names its product F-box protein At2g26160-like. NCBI's taxonomy places the organism in Eukaryota, Viridiplantae, Streptophyta, Magnoliopsida, Fabales, Fabaceae. The transcript has 5 exons. Gene Ontology annotation, molecular function: protein binding. The coding region runs from base 1864 to 2985 and encodes 373 amino acids. The record is from RefSeq and is a predicted model, not a curated record.